AUGGCGGCCAGUAGCAAUCAGGUAGAGGCUGAAAUUGAUGAAGAGCAUGAAAUUACGUACGGUGAUUUUAGGGAAGAGCUACUCCAUAAACUCAACGAACUCAGAGAAUCGAAUUCUCUCUGUGAUACAACAAUUCGAGCCGGGGGAAAGGACUUCCCUGCCCACAGAUGUGUUCUGUCAGCUGCAAGCCCUUACUUCCGGGCCAUGUUUACAAGUGAAUUGGGGGGAAAAGAAAGUAACCUUGUCGAGUUAAAGGGGAUGAAAUCUGCCACGAUUAGCGAUGUUCUUCAUUAUAUUUAUACCGGUGAAACAGCAAUCGACUCUUCCAACGCGAAAGAUUUGGUCGAGGUCGCUUACUAUUUGAGAAUACCAACUUUGAAAAGGGAAGCUGCAGUUUUCAUCCAGAAUGAAAUGAUGAAUGUUUCCAAUUGUUUAGCUUUAGAAUCGUUCGCUUCUAAGUACGAUUGCCAGCAACUAAGGCAAGCUGCAGUUUCUUUUCAAGCUGAGAAUUUUGUAGACUUCUCUAGAUCUGAAGAUUUCACUUUAUUUGAUUCGGAAAAAGUACAAGAACUGAUUUGCAUGGACGAGAUCAACGUGGCUGAAGAAGAGGAAGUGUAUGAAGCAGUGAUGGCCUGGGUGAAACAUGAUCUACCAUCCAGGGAGUGCACCCUUCCAGAAUUGUUGAAAUCUGUUAGAUUGUUUUCAAUGUCAAAAUCCAGUCUUCGAAGAAUACUUGAUCAAGAGCUGGUUUCCAAAAGUCUCGCGUGUACGAGGAUCGUAAUGAAUGCAUUGGAUUUGUUCCUGUUCCCGGUGCUCUUGCAGGCCAUUUCACUCAAACCUCGCUCAUCAUUAAAUAAUUAUGAAGAUGUAGUGGCACUCACUGGUUAUGAGCUACGAUCUGAUGAAAAUAAUAAAAGCAAAAUUAAUUGUUUUGUUCUCAGUACUAUGACCUGGGAGUCCCUCCACGUGAUACCUUUCAACAACAACCAUCACGAUACCGCUGUGUGCGGAGGACUCUUGUACGUAGUGGGAGAUUUUGACUCAUCUUCAAUGAGUUGUUUCAACCCAAAGCUAAAUAUGUGGAGCACUCUUGAUACAACAUUGACUGGCAAAGACUUUACAGUCACAUCUGUUGAUAAUGAGCUCUUUUUGAUAGGUGGUGAGGAUUCUUGGCGUGAUGUUCAAAUAUACAAUCCAGUUCUUAAAGAGUGGAGACAAGGAGCAUCAAUGAAAGCUGCUCGUGCAGGACAUAAUACAGUUUUACUUCAAGGACAUAUUUAUGUCAUUGCUGGUCACAAUGGUGAGUGCUGUCAGAACAGUGCAGAGUGUUACAAUCCAUUAACUGACCAAUGGGCUGAGAUUUCAAGUAUGUCUGAUGUUCGAAGGUCAGCUGCUGCUGUGGCAGUUGGUGGAAAGAUUUUAGUUGUUGGAGGAUUUGGUGACAUGUCAUUUCACACUGUAGAGUCUUCCUGUGAGAUAUUUGAUCCAACUGUCAACCAGUGGAGUCUGGUACCUAGUCUAAGUAUUCCUCGUGCUAGAAGUGGUAUUGUGGGUGUAGGAGACACUGUUUAUUUAUUUGGAGGUGAAGAUGAAAAGGAAUCUCAGAGUGAUGUGCAAUGUUUUGAUUUAAAUACAAGUAAGUGGAAUGAAAUAUCAAAUAUUCCAAGUUAUCCUUUUACUGGCAUACGAGCAUCUUUGCUUAAAUUACCCAAAUGCUUUAUGGAAAAUGGUUACAGAAAUCACAUCUCGAAAGGGUGGAAGAGUUUCUCAGUUUUUUACUAGAAAUUCCAAUAAAUGUCAAUGGGCUAAAGGGAUCAGGGAAAUAAUUGCUCUGAUUACUUUACCUGUACAACAUAAUUGAUACAUUCUGUAUUAAAUGAAAAUUAUGACAAAGUUUUUCAUUUGAGGUGGUAUUUUGACGGAAGUAUUUCAGUGGAUAGUUUACAGGAUAUUGACAUCUUUGUUACCAGCCGUGUCAUAAGUCAGUCUUGUGGCUCAUUAAUGUGAAAUGUUAAAGUAGGCUUAAUUGAUUGAUUGAUUGAUUGAAUAACCAACAUUUUCUUCUGAACAAAGACAUGUGACUAAAGAAAUGUUCCAUUUUGGGUGCAAACAGGACUUAAUUGAUUUUCAAAACCCUUGAAGGGUUAAGUUUAUUACUGUUUAGCAUUUGGUGUUAAGGUCUUAGUGAAAAAAUUCUCAAUUAAAAAAAUGCAGGAAGCAAUUGAAUACCUAACCAGGUUUUGGUCGAUUUCCUUUUAAAUAAGGUUUGGAAAUUCAUUAUUUUCUUAAUUAGAGCUAAAAUUUCAUAGAUGCCCCUCAAUCUCUAGACGUUUGGUAGCAAAACAUGUCAAUUGUUUACAUCCUCUGAGGACUUUUCUCUCUGUCAUGUGUCCAAAUUGCUCAGAUAACAAUUGCAAUUAAAUUGUUAUGUCAAAAUCCAGUCUUCGAAGAAUACUUGAUCAAGAGCUGGUUUCCAAAAGUCUCGCAUGUACGAGGAUCGUAAUGAAUGCGUUGGAUUUGUUCCUGUUCCCGGUGCUCUCACAGGACAUUUCACUCAAACCUCGCUCGUCAUUAAAUAAUUAUAAAGAUGUAGUGGUACUCACUGGUUAUGAGCCACGAUCUGAUGAAAAUGAUGACGACAAAAUUAAUUGUUUUGUUCUCGGUACUAUGACCUGGGAUUCUCUCCCUGCGAUACCUUUUUACAACGAGUAUCACGAUACAGCUGUGUGCAGAGGACUCUUGUAUGCAGUAGGAGAAUUUGACUCAACUUCAGUGAUUUUUUUCAACCCAAAGCUAAAUGGGUGGAGCACUCUUGAUACAAAAUUAAACUGCUGAGACUGUACAGUCACAUCUUUUGAUGAUAAGCUCUUUGUGAGGAUUCUUGGCACGAUGUUCAAAUUUACAAUCCAGUUCUUAAAGAGUGGAGACAAAGAGCAUCAAUGGAAGCUGCUCGUGCUGGACAUAAUAAUAAUUGAUAUAUACUGUAUUAAAUGGAAAUUAUGAUAAAGUUUUUCAUCUGAGGUGGUAUUUUGAAGGAGGUAUUUCAGUGUAUAGUUUACUGGAUCUUGAGAUUUUUGUUACCAGCCGUGACAUAAGUCAGUCUUGCAGCUCAUUAAUGGGAAAUGUUAAAGUAGGCAUGAUUGAUUGAUUGAUUGAAUAACCAACAUUUUCUUCAGAUCAAAGACAUGUGACUAAAAAAACAUUCCUAUUGGGUGCAAACAGGACUUGAUUGAUUUUCAAAACCCUUACAGGAUUUAGUUUAUUACUGCUUAGCAUUUGGUGUUAAGGUGUUAGUGAAAAAAUUGUUAAUUAAAAAAAAAUAUUGGAAGCAAUUGCAUACCUAACCAGGCUUUGAUCAAUUUCCUUUUAAAUAAGGUUUGGAAAUUCAUUCUUUUCUCUAUUAGAGCUAAACUAGCAAGGAUGCCCCUCAAUAUUUAGAUGUUUGGCAGCAAAACAUGUCAAUUUUUUGCAUCCAUUGAGAACUUUUUUCUCUGUCAUGUGCCCAAAUUGCUCAGAUAAAAAUUGCAAUUAAAUUGUUAUUAACUGUUGAGGCUGUGCUUUAGCAAAGCUAUGGUGCUACAUCAAUUAACAAUUGGUUCAUAAGUCAGCUGUGCAUUUAUCGAGAUAUGAAGCACUUGGGAAGUUUGGAGGCAUAGCUGAGAGCAACUCUAGCAUCUUUCGUGCUCUCCAAACUUCCCAAGUGCUUCAUAUCUCGAUGAAUGCACAGCUGACAUAUGAACCAAUUGUUUUAUAACAUUUUAAACCUGAUGGUUUAAAUGUUGUAAAAGGGUUAAUAUUCCCUCUGCUACACUUCAGUGUGUUGAUAAUUUUGUUUCAGGAAAACAUUUUGCUACACUGUAAACAAUCUUGUCUUAGAUUGGUCAAAAAUCUGACAGGUUAAUUCAUGCAUGUAAAUGAACUUUAUUUUCUGAUUGAAAACAAAAUUAUCUUAUCCAAAAGAAAAACAAAGAUGCUGUUUCAUUGGGAAUUUUUUUUUCUCUAGGGAUUUGUUUGCUGAUGUCAUGAGUGUGCACAAUAGGAAUAUGAAGCAUGCUCAUGCAAUUGAAUUUGAUCAGACAUUUUACUAGCUAUGUUAUAACUAAAUUUAGUCUUUUGGUGAGUUGUGUAACUGUGUUUUGUGUUGUGUUUUAUAUAAAGAAUGAUGCCUUAAAAACGUAAACAGACCUCUUAUCCAUAAAUAUGCACAACACAAAUUAUUGAACUAUCAUAUAUAGCUAAGCUAUGGAACAUUUUGUACCAAAUAUUGAUAAUAAUAAAUCCCACAAAAAUGAAUGGAAUAAUUAACAUGAAGUUUACAUUCUAUUUACAGUUAACAAUAAAUUUUGAUUAAGGGAGCUGAGCACCCCAGAUUUAUGUGACUUAGUAGAAGAGUUUAUAGGAUAUAGUACUAAGAAUACUGAAUUAAUAGAUUGGGUAUUUCCCUUUUACAGUCAAACUCAAGUUUGAACAAAACAGACACAAUGAAAGAUUAGUUUUGUGUAUUAGAUGGUGGGUUAUCCUGAGCUUUGUCCUUAGGGUACUUUUUAGACUCCACCUUUGAGUUUCAAUUUUUUAUGCAUUUGUAGACAUUUGGUUAUAUUGUAUUUUUGUAUCUUUUUUGAGAUUAAAUAUAUUAAAUGAAUAAUCUUACUAAAGUUUAGAUACCAUGAUGACUAAUGGUUAAGUGUUUCCCAGUUUCUCCUCAUACACCUGAUUUAUUAUCAUUUGCCCUCAAAGCUUAUUUUCAUUUUUAGAUUUCUCAGUAAAAGGCUCCCUCCAUCUUUACCCCUUCUGGAUUUUCUUCCUCCUUAAGAGUGGACCAUGGACAAAUAACUACUGCUUGCUCAAAAAUAAGGGGAACUGAACAAAGUUCACUCAAAUUUCUUAGUCUUUUUGGCUGGGUGACCUCUUAACCCUUAAAACUUCCAAAAGAGACCAAGAUAUAAUUUCUCCUUACAAUAUCAAUAAAAUAUCAACCAGAUAAGUGAUGAGAAUAAAGAAAAAUAUAAAUUUGGGGAUAAUUAAUUGAUCUAAUACUAAAUUCUCUGAAUUAACAUUAUAAGAAGUGUAUGGUUGACAGUAAGGAGAAUUACAAAUUUGAUCUUGAAGUUAAAGGGUUAAGCAGGCCUAUUCAAAUUCUAGUGAUAUGUGACUUUGAUUUUGAUGAGGAGACAAAAUACCAACCAAGUUUCCUCUCAAGUUUUUUGUUUUUACUUGACUUCGAUAAUGAGCAGAAACAGCUUUUAAGAUUAAAAUGAGCUCACUUGAAGAUUCUUCAUCAGUCUAGUUGAAUUCGUUUCUCAGUCGGUACACAGGGUGAUAUUGCACAAUAUUUCAUACCCUCAGAUCUUGUCACAAAUGUUUCCAACCGUAUGUUCCUCGGUAGCAAGAGGUUAGAGGGUCUUUUGGAAAUGACUCCGUGAGUUCGUGUUGUCAUUCAGUCAUACGUCCUGCACCCCCGUUAAAGAAUCUGGAGAUGAAGGCACAGUGGAUUAGAAUUACUUCAAAUAGCCUGCGGCUUUUUAACUCAAGGCUCGGCUCUUUCGUACAUGUGACGGAGAUAAGCCGACUUUUAAAACCGCAAAAACUAAUCUGCAUCCCAUCUCGCGUAUGUUGAAUCAACUGUGAGUAAUUUGUUACGCGGAACUUCUGUUAUACAAUAUGAAUACUUAAGAGCACUAACGACAAAAGAUGUUGAGCGUGGAAAGAUCUCCUCCCACAACUUUCACUAAUCACGUUUAUCUCGAAAAUGUUAAUACAUGCGUUCCACGUGUUCUAGAAAGCCUUGCCUUUUUCACCCUCGACAACAACCCACUACAAGUAUUCAAUUGGUAACUCCAUCCAUGGGUUAUAACUCAGACCAGAGACCAGCUUAAGGUCAGCACUCACUUCAUCAAAUUAACAUCACUUUCCACGUUUUCCAACAUUCUAGUUUGCCUUUAAGAAAUAAACUUAUGGUUAGGCAGCUAGAUGUAAGAUUAAUACAGUAUUUCAAUAUUGCGGCUUAGCGCCGAUUCUGCGGAAUCUGGAUUUCUUUUCUUUUUUUUUUUUUUAGUACGCCGGAAAAAAUUUGGAAACGGCAAUCGAUGUCGAACUGGUAAAAAGUGUGACUAAAAGAUUUUGCGAGCCGUGUCUUUGUUAAUCGUUGCAUUAAAAAAAACUUGAAAUCUAAGAUAAACAACAUAAUCAGGUGUAAUUUUAAAAUCUUACGUGCUUAUUGCCGUGAGAGGUCUAGAGGGGGUGGGGGGAGGGGUUGAUAAGACGACGGAGUGGGGAGGGGGAGUGGGAAAGAGAAAGAGUCAUUCACUAUCCUAACUGAUGUAAGCUUCAUGAACCAGGUGUGACCUUCCAGCCUAUUAUUGGUUUUAUGUUCUAUGUUCAUCACAGGGAGGGCAGGAAUGACUUGGAGGGAAUAAGGGAAGGUUACGGUCAGUUUGUCCCGAUGCACUUUCAGUUUCACCCCCCUCUUGUUGAAUGUCAAUUACCUUCAGGUUAAAAAUAUCUCAAUGCUAAGUAUCAUGAUUGUUUUCGGUGUUAGAAACACACUUUUUUAAAAUUCACUAUCAAUAUCGCUCUGUCGCCAGACGGCAAUACCAAAGAGACACAGACAUUGUCUAGAACGUUUUUGAACCUCACGCAAAUGAAAAAAGGAAAUGAAAAAAUUCCAGUCAAUCCAGAUUAAAAACUGUUAUCGAUUCAAAUCUCAAAGAAGCCCGCCAGUCGCAAAAAAAAGCUUUACUUUCGUAUUUUACUCCAUAUAGACACACCAUCGCUUCUGGUUGUUUUCCAUUUUAUUAUUUUUUUUCGAUAUGGGAGUCCUGUCAUUUAUGGGGUCAAGAUUUAGUUUGUAAGUACGGUACAAAUUCUUCAAACUCGAGCCUUUAUUUAUCAGCAAAUUUCUCGGUGUAGAUGGAAAAUUUUGCUUGAGGUUAGAACUAGGGUCAAGCGUCAAAAUGAUAUAAAAAAAAUAUCUCUUGAAAUAUCAACUGUGCCUUAUCUUUAACUAAUACAAUUAGAAAGAAAGAAUCUUAUACCGAUCUAAAACUGAAAUCGCAAGUCUGAAAAGAUUUUUCAUGAAUUGCGUUAAAAUAAUGGAAGGGAUGAUGUCGUGUAUAGCAUUUGUGAAGACGAGUUUACGCUCACUUGAACCAAAUUAUCAUUACAUGGUGCUUAGACACGAUCGAUUAAUUAGGCACCAGUAGUUUUUUUUUUUUUUGGAAAAAUUCUACUCGAUAGGUCAUGCAAUCCAACGAAACCUCUCCUGGGCCGAGAGCAACUUUUAAUCUCUCCAUAGUUACAAGGACAGAUACAAAAAGCUUUUUUUCCUACAUUUUAUCUUUCCGUUUGCAUUUUUCAACGAGUUCCCAAGCCAGCUUUCGAGCAAGUCUUAGAACAGGCUGUCCGGUAUAUCUAAUAGACUAAGGCAACUUGCCAGGGAGACACACAAAGCCAGCUCUAAUCAUUAUGAUAACCAAUUAUCAAGAUAAUUUACUCAUGGUGUCUUUUGACCUUUCACUUCUCAGGAGACUAAUUUUCUUCUGUUUUUAGACAGAAAAACUUCUAAAUGUUGAAAAUCGAACCAAGAUAUUUCAUCAGUUUCCAAAGAAUUCCAGCAUAAAUUUUUCUAUGUUCAUGAAAAGACGACUAGACAUUUUACUUAGCGAGUGAUCGACAAGGACUCUUUCAUGUGACUGUUGGCGUGCUCUCGCGGGACAAAAACAGCAUAAAAGAUGUAAAAUAGAGGAAAUGUCUUAAAAGAAAGACAGGGAAACAGCCAAACCAACAUGAUCAAAAACAAACCACAAAACGGGAAAUAUGAUGAUAAACAUAUUGUGAACUACAUGCAUUAGAAAAACUGUGCCCUAACGGGUAUCUUUUCGGAGUGUUCUCAGUUUUUCGCCAAAUCGCCUUUUCUUUCUCUUUGCAUCAAUUAAAUUUAUCUAAAAAUUUCAUUAUUCACACUUUUAUAACAAAAAUAAAAGUGAUGCCUUACACAUAGUGGACCACGGGAAGUUAUUAGAAUUCCAGACACGCAAACCAAACGAAGCAAAACUUUUUCUCCUCAAGAACAAUAUGGUGUUUGUCAAUAUUUUGAAUCAGAUAAUAAUGAAGUCUUGACAUUUUUCGGAUCGUAAUCUAGAACUGUUCUAAGCUCUAGAUCACUUUUUCAUCUUCCUAUUUGUUUCGUGAUGAGUGCUCUUUUCGAUGAAACUAUCUUAGAGAAGACAGCAAUAAAUUUAAUAAUACGAUAUUGAAUUAGAUUAGGUAAGGAACAAAAGGAAUUUAACAAUUUACUGUAGGAGCUCUAAGGCUUGAACUUGACCAGUGAUCCAAUAUUUCAGUACAAAGAUUCUUUUCUUAGCUUAUUUUGAAACAUUCUUAAGACUGUUAUGCUUUUUCACACAGGCCAAACAGUCACAUCAGAAAACAUAAACAUAUAAAAUGCCGUCUGUUGAUAAUCGUUGAUUGAAUCCAGGUUUUUCGAGAUUCCAUAAAGUAGAACGAAAACUGCAAUAUACAACAGGCUCAAUUACUUGUCACGUCACCGGACAUGAUCGAAAAAGGCUCGCCACAGGAAUGAUGUUUAGCGAGUUGGUUUUUACAGAAGGGCAAUAUAGGUAAAGCUGUUGUUUCUUCAAAUUAGAAACAAUUGCUGACAUUGUUUCGGCAUUAAUGGUCGCGAAGCCUCAGUGAGAGCAAAAACAGCUGUUUUAUCGGUUGAUUAAGGAUAAAGUUAAACACGAUUAGCUAUUCAAGACUGAAAUGAGCAGUGGACAAUCCGUUGGCCAAGAUGGGCCGGCAACUCAAGCACAAAAUGAACUGUCAGAUAGGCGAAAUUCUACUGAACUGGCCUCGACGCGAAGGAGAAGAAAGAUCUUCUGGGUGAGCAUCGUGUGUUGGCUGAUGAUUUUGUGCGUAACAGCUAUUAUAAUUAUAGCUGUUGUACACUUUCAAAACUCUAAAAGCGACAUAGAUCAGAUGAGUGCAGGCGCUCUUAUUGGAUUUGGAGUGUUGCUUAUUUUUGUGCUUUUGUGGUCGGGUGUAAUUUACUUCAAGUUUUAUCGUUCGAAAUCGAGAAGGGAUCCGCAACAAUACAGACCGAGCCGAGAAGAGUUUGUAGCCUUUGCCUCAAACGAGAUCGUUUCAAGAGGAGUUAGUUCAACAAUUUCUACAAAUAAUUCUGCAACGUAUAGUCGAUCUACUAAUAGCUCAGCCGAAGGGAUUAAUCCUGAACGUAUUAUAUAUCGCGAACGACGCUAUGACGACGAGCGACGUUACAACGACGAACGACGAGUUAUCGAUCAGGCCGUGGAAACACCAAUCAUGACUUCGAUUCCAAGUACGUCUAGAAUGACACGAGAAUACAUCGAUCGCCAACUUGCUCUUGUCGGGAGAUCACAUGCAACACAUCCUCCUGAACGCCAACGAACUGAAGCCGAACGCUCGCGAAUUAUCGUCGACUCCAAUCGUGCUCCUCCUCGUCAACAUCAUCGGCACUCAGUUCCAAUGCCUCCACCAUAUCAACCACAGGUAGUCCCUUCAUAUAGAGCAUCAGCAAGUUUACCCGCGGGUACCCCACCACCUGCUUAUGACAGAGUCUGUGGCAGGAGGAACCGACGCGAGUCGACGGCGUCAGAAGACAGCCAGUGUCUGAGUCCUCCGGCUUAUCAGUCGCGUCCUCCAUCACCAUCAGGUGGGAUAUCACAGGGGGUAGAUACCACCAACAUGUACCUUAAUCUACCUUCCCAACGACCAAGACUGGUGGUCGGUCGCCCUGUUUCCAUGCAAUUUCCCGUUGAAAACAUGAGACGCUAUGAAGUAGCGACGAGCCAACCACGUCAGCAAUUGUCACUACCAUCAACUGGCAGAAUUUUAUCAGAAAAUGCCAUUUAUCCUGUGCCAUCGAGAGCAAGGCGAGUUUCUCCUCCUGCAAUACAAACUACGGCAAUCACAUCAAUGGCGCCCUACCAUCAACCACAACACAGAUCAUCAGCAUCUCCACAUUACCAUGUAUCACCCCAUCUGCCGAAUUCAGCAUCACUUCCCCCCCUUGCCCUUGCACGGGGCCCACCAUCAAGUCCAACACACCAGCCUGUUUCACCACCAUAUCCUACAGCGCAUGUACCAUUUUCUCUCCCUGUCUUAGCUUUAGGUGCUCCAGAAAGCACGUCUCGGCUUUCGCUUACGUCAAACCGUCCUCCUUCUCCAAUACAAGAAGCUACUGAAGACAAUCAGGAAGAAAACGAGAACAAUAAAAUUGAAACGCCGCCAGCGGUGACAAGUGAAGUACGCAGACCUAGUGUCGUUCUUGUCUAUUUAUCACAAUCACCAGAGGAGGAUAUAAUCGUAUAA
Molecule: messenger RNA, 10353 nt
Organism: Pocillopora meandrina
Lineage: Eukaryota; Metazoa; Cnidaria; Anthozoa; Scleractinia; Pocilloporidae
Source: the annotation of a GenBank genome assembly